Molecule: messenger RNA, 517 nt
Organism: Teleopsis dalmanni
Lineage: Eukaryota; Metazoa; Arthropoda; Insecta; Diptera; Diopsidae
Exons: 2
Coding region: 117-461 (114 amino acids)
Source: RefSeq, a predicted model, not a curated record
UUUGUUUUCAUUUCAUAAAAAAAUUUGGUGAUAAGUGGAAGUUGCAAUAUUCGGCUAUAUCUUGGUUCUAAUACUCAUCACAUUUAUUUGUAUUCAUUAAUUAAGGAAUCCUAACUAUGGCUAAAGUGAUCUAUAGGAAAGGUGGUAAAAAAAAGCCAAGGAAGCGUUUAAUGAAGUUUGCCCGUCCCCUUAGCAAAUCUGAAAGGCUUUUGGGUGCGAAAACUCGUUGUCUUCAGAAGAAAAUGAUUGAUGUAGCUCUUAUGUUGAUGAUUCAAAGGAAAGUAAAAAUUUCUCGUGCCUCCAUCAAACACGUCAUUAUGAGGAAGUAUAAAAGCGUUAAAAUGGAUUUCCAUGCCAAGUACAUGUUAGAUUUGUACAUAGAUCAGUUGGUAAAAUAUCGCAUACUACGCUCGUGCUCCAAGUUUUGUUUUGAGGUGAUGGUACAACCUAAACGCAAGUAACAAAGUUGUCAAACUUAAAAAAUAAAAACCUUGUAAGGUACAACAAAAAUUUAAAA